AUGCUUUCCGUCCCUGAGAUAAUGGAUCAUCCCCGAUUUUCUACUGUUCGAAAGGGCCAGACCGAAGUCACGGGCAUCACUCUGCUUGCUCCAAACCACGAAAACGCAAGUGUUUCCAACGUCCACGGCCCAUUAGAGAUGUUCUUUAACUGUGUGGGAGCACUCUUUUACAUUAUGAAUAGGAACGACGUCCAAGCAUGCAUCGAAGCAAUCAAAGCCUCCGGAAACGAGAACAUGCCACUCGGACACAUGUUCAGCAACGGAAGUACAAUCGAACUUCGUACUUAUGCCGCAGAAAUUGCGGGUAUGGCCUCUAUCGGUGUUAUACAUUCACAGCUAGCCGACCCCACAAAGGCACCGCCUCCCGAGCUUGCCGAUUACUUCUACGCAGUCGCCAAACAUGGCCUGGACUCUGCGAUUCUUCACGAUCCGCUUCGAGCCAUGAAUGUUUGCGCGCUGCUUGGCAUGUAUAACAUCGUCGUCAAGGCGACAGUUGCUCUGGCUUACAUUGGUACGAGUCACACUUGGGUAUACCCACGAGAAAUACGCCACUAA
Alternaria ethzedia is the source of this 555-nucleotide messenger RNA. RefSeq lists its product as uncharacterized. The transcript has a single exon. Bases 1 to 555 code for a protein of 184 amino acids. NCBI's taxonomy places the organism in Eukaryota, Fungi, Ascomycota, Dothideomycetes, Pleosporales, Pleosporaceae. The record is from RefSeq and is a predicted model, not a curated record.